Messenger RNA from Paraphaeosphaeria sporulosa, 560 nucleotides. RefSeq lists its product as uncharacterized. The coding region runs from base 83 to 520 and encodes 145 amino acids. The transcript has a single exon. The record is from RefSeq and is a predicted model, not a curated record. Lineage: Eukaryota; Fungi; Ascomycota; Dothideomycetes; Pleosporales; Didymosphaeriaceae.
CAGGCUUUAGAAGACGUACACCCCUUACGUCAAUCCUACAACGGCAGAGGUAUGUGCAGGGACCAUGGCACCGGAAGCAUCCAUGAUGGUGCCAGGUCUCUAUUCGGUCCAACUCGACAUUGCGGCCGUGCUAUUGCCAGCACUGCACGGCAGACUCCACCUUGAAAACCACACCCAAAGCACAGUCAAAGCAUUCCACGUCGUGGGCCCCAGCUUUGAAGCCCCCAGAUUCUCGUCAAGAGCCCACGUACCCGGCCACCCGUGCCCCAGCCCCUUCGCGCGGUAUCCUUCUACUACAUCGCUCCAUCCCCCACACGUCCAUGCACUCCUAAUAACAUUCCCGCCAUUCGAGAACCCGCUCACGUACACACGUGCCGUGUCGACGCACAGCGUGGCCUCCCACUCGUCCAGCAAGUCCGCGACAAACAGGCAGUCGUCCACAACGGACGAGUUCGGCGCCCCCGGAUCCCCGAGCCAGACGUUCCGCCUUCGGGGCAGACCGCGAUGUAGCCGGGAUUGAUGUCUGAGUCUUAGAAGUCGGUGACGUGUUGCAUGCUAUC